ACAAGACACUGCUGCAUGGCGGGUUUCCUGCGUCUGAAUGCCAUGCUGUUUGCGGCAACACCAGCAUGUAUGGCGUGCUGGUCGUAUGUGCUGGGGAAAUGGCUGGAUCUGCUGAUGGACUGCCUAAAGUCCGCACACAUGUCGCUGUCGGUGCGCCAGGACUCGUUCCGGGCGUUUCUGGACCUGGCGGGUGCCUACACCAUGGCUCCGCUGGAGCCGCUGACUGCUGAGGCCCUGCGCAGCAUUUCCACAGCGGUCAACCGCUACGCCAGCGAAUGCCAGGCGGUGCCUGACUGGGUGUGGGCGGCGGUGAUUGCCAAGCUGAGGCAGCUCAUCGGAGACACUUCCGUUGACAUGGCCGCCAUCGGACGGGGUCUGACGCUGGCAGCCGAGCGCGAGGCGGCGCGGCAGUGCGGGCUGCAUGCGCGCAUCCUGAAGCUGGUGUACUUGCUCAGCGAGGAGCACCCGGACAGCGGCCAGGCGUGGGCUUGGCUGGCGAUGCUGGAGAACUCGCACAUACAUGCCAGCACCAUGGUGAGGCAUGGCCAAGUAAGGCGUCUGGUCAAGCAGGGGGACUUGACACUGCUGGGGCCGGCCUAUAUGCGCCUGGAGCUUGUGGCUCACGCGGCCCGCAUCUCAGUCGCGUUCCGCCAGGCUGUGUCGCCAGACGGCUGCAGCCAUGAGAGGCUGAGCCAGCUAGUGGACGACCUGGUGGGCAUGUCGGCCGAUAUUGUCGAGAGCUACUUUUUCACCCAGCCCGCCGCCGGCACGCCAACCGAUAUCGGUCUGAUAUCUAUUGCGCAUACCGUAGCUGCUACGCUGGAGCUGUGGGCUGACGUCUAUGUGCUGGGCAGCCAGGGCCAGAAGGACUCGGCCAUUGGCAUGCAGCUGGCAGGCAGCGUCGACGCACUGGUGCUCAAGGUGUGCGACGUGCUGGAGGUCACCGAGCAGCCGUUCGUGCGCAAGGCUGCCGCCAAGUUCAUGCGCAGUGCGCUCUGCUACCUGUCGACAUGACAAACUAACCUCCCUACGUUUAUUUCCUUUCCAAAAUUCAAG
This is a messenger RNA of Linderina pennispora, 1056 nucleotides long. RefSeq lists its product as uncharacterized. Bases 43 to 1014 code for a protein of 323 amino acids. The record is from RefSeq and is a predicted model, not a curated record. Lineage: Eukaryota; Fungi; Kickxellomycota; Kickxellomycetes; Kickxellales; Kickxellaceae. The transcript has 2 exons.